GGUCAGGAGAGAUUCCGCCAGCUUGCUCCAUCGUAUAUCAGAGACGCUGAUGUCAUAUUAAUCGUUUUCGAUCUCACAGCCUCAAAUGCAGUUGAGCAAAUAACUCGAUGGAUGUUGUUCGUUGAGGGUGAACGGGAAGAAGGAGCAAACAUUAUCUUUGUUGGCAACAAAUGCGACAUAAGGCAAAGGUGUGCAUCAUAUCUAUAUAGACAAAACACAGCUGUGAAUAACGUUGUGCUUAGACGGAAUGAUGCUUCUGUAACGACGAGAAUGAUGUCAGAAUAUAAAGCACCUUAUGUAGAGACUUCAGCCAAAACAGGAUUGAAUGUCAAAGAAGUGAGGAUUACUCUCCGUGUUUGA
Molecule: messenger RNA, 360 nt
Organism: Cylicostephanus goldi
Lineage: Eukaryota; Metazoa; Nematoda; Chromadorea; Rhabditida; Strongylidae
Source: the annotation of a GenBank genome assembly